CCUUUGAAAUAAACUAUUAUCCUCUUCUAUUCUCUCCCAUAUUUUCCAUAACCAAAUAAUAGAUUAUUCUUUUUAUUUCCUACCUUGACUCGAAUGUCAAACAUCACAAGUUGUGAUAGUGGGAGCUUCUCCACAGAUAACACUAACAGCAGAGUAGAAGGAGGAGGAGGAGGAGAUGCAUCACUAUUGUUACUUAAUAAAAAUAAACAGCAAUCAGAGUCAGAGAUACUUGGUGGUGGUGGUGGUGGUAACUUCCAUAGUCCAAAUUCUCAUUCUUCAACCAUCACUACUAAUAACAGCAGCAGCAAUGCUUCCAACGCAAAUUCACAACCACAACCACCACCGCCUCCUAAGAAGAAACGAAGCCUACCAGGAAAUCCAGAUCCAAGUGCUGAAGUGAUAGCUCUAUCGCCAAACACGCUGGUGACAACAAACCGGUUCAUAUGUGAGAUCUGCAACAAAGGAUUCCAAAGGGAUCAGAACCUUCAACUUCACCGGAGAGGCCAUAACCUGCCAUGGAAGCUGAAACAAAGAAGCAGCAACGAAGUGCGGAAAAGGGUGUACGUGUGUCCCGAAGUGUCGUGUGUCCACCACAAUCCUGCUCGAGCACUGGGAGACCUCACCGGAAUCAAGAAGCACUUCAGCAGAAAGCACGGCGACAAGAAGUGGAAAUGUGAGAAAUGCAACAAGAAAUACGCCGUUCAAUCUGACUGGAAAGCUCAUUCCAAAAUCUGUGGUACCAAAGAAUACAAAUGUGACUGCGGCACCGUCUUUUCCAGAAGAGAUAGCUUCAUAACCCACAGAGCUUUCUGUGACGCACUGGCUGAUGAGAAUAACAAAGUGAACAAUGAAGGAGGAGUACUUGGACAUUUUCCAAAGAUAGGUUCCAACUUAUUGCAACCAUUAAUCCCAAACCUAGUUGCAUCAUUACCAAUCACUCGCAAUAACACUAGUAUUUCUACUUCCGAAUUCAAGCAGCAUCCAUCAUCAUUCCCUCAUGAACUCAUGCCAAUUUCAAUGCCUGAACAAAAACCCUUCAUCAACACCACCACCACCAACAACAACCACCUAAUAAACCCUUCAUCACUGCCCUCUCUUCAACUGAACUCACCACAUUCUCCGCUAAACAUGUUCGAUGAGAGUGGUGGGGUCCAUUUAGCUGCAGGGUUACCUCACAUGUCCGCAACGGCAUUGCUUCAAAAAGCUGCACAAAUGGGUGCAACAAGCGUGAGCAAUAAUAACAAUAACACUAGCAUGGCACCCCCGUCAUUUGCUUCUUCCAAUAAUGGAAUCAUCAUGGAACACUUCAUGCACAAUGCUCAUCCUCAACACGAUAAUAUUUCACCGUCUCAUCAGUUUAAUAAUAACAAUAAUUUCAACGGGAGCGUUGGAAUGAACGGUGUGGAAAUGUUUAAUGCUAUAUUGGAUCAAAGUAAGGCCUUAGCCAAGAUCAUUGAUCAGAACAACAGAAGCAGUGGAUUCAGUAUCCCCCCGGUGAGUGGUAGGAGUAGUAGCACCAUUAAUAUUGGUGGAGCUAAGGGAAGUGAGGAUGUAAUGACUCUGGACUUUCUGGGAAUCGGAGCGGGAGGUGCUGGUGGUGGUGGCGGCGGCGGAGAUGGUGGUGCCCAUGGAUACUUUGGUAUUGGUCCCUUAGCGUAAGACGUUAGUGUUAAUCAAUAAUGUGUAUUAUGUCUGCGCCAUAAUUAAUUUCUUCUUAAUUUUAGGAAUAAUUACUUGUCCACGGUUAAUUAGUUCAAUUGUGUACACUUCGAUAUUAUUGUAACAUUAUUUUCAGUCCUUAAUUCAUUCCCUUUGUUGACAUAUAUUAUUGC
Arachis stenosperma is the source of this 1832-nucleotide messenger RNA. Its product is annotated as zinc finger protein GAI-ASSOCIATED FACTOR 1-like. Bases 94 to 1659 code for a protein of 521 amino acids. The transcript is spliced from 3 exons. Gene Ontology annotation, molecular function: DNA-binding transcription factor activity. Gene Ontology annotation, cellular component: nucleus. The record is from RefSeq and is a predicted model, not a curated record. NCBI's taxonomy places the organism in Eukaryota, Viridiplantae, Streptophyta, Magnoliopsida, Fabales, Fabaceae.